UAUUACAAAAACACAAAUACUUCGCAUUCCCAAAUACAAGAACUUAAGCAUUUGCCACUAAUACAAACCGGAUUGUCCACCUUUAUCUCCAUUAUGCUUGACUUAUUCGCAAAGCAGAGGCAGUGUUUGCUUUUAAUGGGACAUAAUUUUGUGCGAGAUAAAUCAGAAUUGUUGAAGAAAUGGCAUAACAUUAAAUAUGUCAGCGUUCUAUUGCUGGUCGUGUCGGCCCAAUGGCCCAUAAUGAAUUAUACCAUUUAUUAUAUUGACGAUUUGCAGUUGGCCACGGCCAGCAUGAGUAUUAGCUAUACCAAUGUCCUGACUGUGGUAAAAAUUACCACGUUUCUUUUUUACAAGUGGCGUUUUGCUGCAUUGAUGGAAAAACUUGAAUCUAUGUACCAUGAAUUACAAGAGGAAGAAAGCAAGGCAAUUUUGAAGACAUCUAAUCGCUACGCCAUCAUUUUGGUUAAUAUUUAUGGCAAUUCUGUUGGCUUAACGGGUCUGUAUUUUAUGGUGGCGCCAAUAUUAAAGAUAGUAUGGUCAAAAAUACGUAAUACGGAAUUACAAUUAGAGCUACCAAUGCCAAUGAGGUUUCCCUUUGAUUUCGAAUCGUCUCCUGGUUAUGAGGUCUGUUACAUUUAUACCGGCCUGGUCACUCUAUCUGUGAUGACCUAUGCCAUUGCCAUCGAUGGUCUAUUUAUAUCAUUCACCAUCAAUUUGGUGGGUCAUCUCAAGACAUUGCAACACUUUAUACAGAGCAAAAGCUUUGAGCAAAAUGAUGAAGACGUUCACAAGCAGAUUUCCUUUUACAUUCGUUAUCAUAAUUUAAUACUACACCUUUAUCAAGAGGUCCGUCAGAUUUAUAGUCCCAUUGUGUUCGGACAAUUUCUCAUCACAUCAUUGCAAGUUUGCGUUAUAGUCUAUCAAAUGGUUACGCACAUCAAUACCUUUUUGGUCUUUGUAAUCAACUGUACGUUUCUUCUGUCGAUUUUGUUACAACUUUUCAUCUACUCCUAUGGCGGUGAAAUUUUAAAAAAUGAGAGUCUAAUGGUCGGAGUCUCAGUGCAACUAUCCAAUUGGUAUAAUUUAAAGCCAACACAUCGUCGCAUGUUGUGGCUGUUGAUGCUGCGUUCACAACGAGAGGCCAUUAUCAGAGGUGGCUUCUAUGAAGCAUCUCUGGCUAAUUUUAUGACGAUUUUGAAAGCAGCUCUUUCGUACAUCACUCUCAUUCAGUCUAUUGAAUAGACUGAAUACCAUGAAUGCUAUACCAAAUGGAGACUAAUAUCAUCAUGAUUGCAUCAAUAAUAAAGUAGUUUAUAGUAAUGAAGUUUAGCAUUAAUGUUCAUUAUGUUCUGAAAGCUUAAAAUAAAAAUACAAACGCUUUAAAGCUCUUGCUAUGUAAUGAUAACAAUUACCAAUA
Molecule: messenger RNA, 1417 nt
Organism: Musca domestica (house fly)
Lineage: Eukaryota; Metazoa; Arthropoda; Insecta; Diptera; Muscidae
Gene: Or82a
Product: odorant receptor 82a
Exons: 6
Coding region: 94-1242 (382 amino acids)
Biological process (GO): detection of chemical stimulus involved in sensory perception of smell; sensory perception of smell
Cellular component (GO): plasma membrane
Molecular function (GO): odorant binding; olfactory receptor activity
Source: RefSeq, a predicted model, not a curated record